Carica papaya (papaya) is the source of this 1744-nucleotide messenger RNA. Its product is annotated as DNA-directed RNA polymerase subunit beta. The record is from RefSeq and is a predicted model, not a curated record. Lineage: Eukaryota; Viridiplantae; Streptophyta; Magnoliopsida; Brassicales; Caricaceae.
UUCCAUAUCGACGGUGAGGAUUACGAAACGACCGCGCCCGCCCGGCUCUCUCAAAAAUAAAAUCCGAAACGCAAUUCAAAACCGCGGGUUACGAUCCGAAUCAUGGUUUCCCGCCUCCGUCACUCCUUUUCCUUUUUACUCUCUUUGUUUCUUAUUUUUGUCAGAUAGGAUCUCACCCUGCAACGACACAGGUGAUUCUGAACUUCUCGGUGUUAUUACGGCAUGGUUGCUGAUCUAUGGUUUAUUUAUUAAGUUAUCUAGAUCUAUAUUGAACGUCUAUUAACUCGAUGUUCAUGGCGCCUCAGUGUGCUUGCUAUGGCGUAUUUCUUUCUUGGAUCAGAGGAUUCGUAGUUCAUUGAUUUUAUCCGGUUUGGUGACGUGGGCUUUAUUGUGUUGCUUAUUGCGACGACGCUGUUGUACUGUUUCCCCUCGGGUGAACUCGCAAUGAGUGAAGAUAGUUUCACCGACGGGUCGUGCAAAAGCCGGCCCAUGUUGGGUGACUUGACGAAUAGGAUGAGGAAAAGGGGGUUUUCGUUGAUUUCGGAUGAUCUGGGGCUUAAAUGUGGAGAUGCGUUUGGUAAUGACCCGAAUGGCAGUGAACGUGGAGACUCACAGUUUGCUAAGCAAGUAUGUUCAGGAGUUGAGAAUUUGGUGAGAGACAAAUGCAGAGCUACUAGUGGACAAAACAGCCAGGAGAAUGCUUUUGUCUUGUUGAGUGAAAUGAAGAGUCCUGGUUCUUCGCCCACUUACAGUGUGAAUAGUAGUUCUAUUGAUGCAAACACUCCUCAUGAAACUCAGAAGUCAGAUUCGUUGGCUGCUGGUGUUGCGGUUGUCAAGGAUGAUGCACUGGCAGAGGCUGUCGUAGAAGUUGCUGAUGUAUCAAGGUCCAGCUGUGUAUCUACUGUGUCAGUGCCAAUGUGCUCUGUACCUUGUGAGAAAAGCUGCGUUGAGAAGGGGAAGGCCACUUCUAACGUUUUGCAAAACAUUAGCACUGAUGAAGGAGUGAUCAGUUGUACUUUCAGGAGUAAUGACAAGGAUCUUGACGUUGGUAGAUUAGCCUCUAGCAAAUGGGGGUCUAUUGAGUGGUCAAGGUUGUGUAAGCCACAAGUUUCUAUACCAUUUGAACUAGGUAAAUGUUCAAAGCUCAAGAAUGAUGGUUGUGCAGAUUCUGGUCCGGAAGCUGACUUGCUAAAGUCUUGUUCUUGUUCCUUUUGCUUGAAAGCGGCUUACAUUUGGUCAGACCUCCAUUAUCAAGAUAUCAAGGGUCGACUGGCUGUGUUAAAAAAGAGUCAGAAAGAAGCUAGCGUCUUGAUUCAAAAGUGUGGCAGAGGCAAGCAGAAUGAUCCUAACUGUCAAGGAAACUUGAACCAGUCUACAAAAUUAGAAUCUGAUUUAACUGGACAGUGGAGGUCACUCUUUCUUAAUACGGAGGAUAUAUUUGUUCGUGAAAAUAGCCAGCUACAAGCUAGUCUUGUCACGUUGAAAGAUCUGAGAGAUAAGAGCAAGAGGGACCUAGAAAGAGCGACAGGAGGGCCUUCAGACAAAUAUUGAAGUUCUUCUGAUUCUUCUGGUAAUUGUGGAUUAUCUUGUCACUCUAGAUUUGGUAUUCGUAGCAUGUCCACAUGCAUGUGUAGAUCCAUGAGCCUUGCUUGUUGCCCAAGAGAUAACAUUCAAGUUCUUACUACUAUAGAAGCUGUAAAAACACUUUGUAACAACUGUUCGUUGCUAUUAAGUACACAUUAAU